ACAUUGACCACCACCAAUCUUUUCAGAAAUAAUUGAUGGACUUUGAUCUAACUUGUUGCUGAGAAUUAUGACCUGUGAUACAUCUGCACACGAUGAGGGUCAAUUUGGAAAGGUUUGCAAGGGUAAGGAGACUGAUUUAAGCCUGGUUUUGUUGACUUCUCUCACUACUAUCAAGCUAGGGGAUAUCUUGUGCUUUAAAAUUAAAACCAAGGAACCCAUCUGCUCAAUGGUUGAAGAAAACAUGAAGUUCACUAUCAGGAAAAAGUUGGGAAAAGAUCAGGUUUCCCACUCUAUAUUACAGUUAAGUUUAAGUGCUGACAAGCUAACCAUGAAGCUGGAGAUCCUCCUGGAUGAGUUCACCAUCUACACUGUCACUGUGCUCCUCUUCGGGAAGAAUAUUAGAGGAAGUCCACUAAUCAUUCCUGCCAAAGGGUCACGGAUAAGCGUUCCCAUUCCGAUUAAACCCGAUGUUCCUAUCCUUGUUGAAGAGAAAGUAAACAGGAAACCGAGUCCAGCGGUGGAGGUUCGUCUAGACACACAAAAUUCUCUUGAUCUUGUUAUUCCAGUUACCAAAGAAGGAGGAGAGACUGCUUUCAUGAGUCCAGUGAAGUCUACAGGAUACAUGGAAGGAAUGAAGAAGAAGACGCUGAGGAGACCUCUCUCUAGUAUCACGAACACAUCAUCUGAGCAAAAUAUCGAGGAUCUGGAUAAACUCUUGAAUAAGAUGACCUUCGAAGAUCAAACUUGUCCCACCAAGAGAGAAGAACUAAACCCUAAGAUUAUGGAAGAAGUCUUAGCUCAGCCCAUAGUUAAGAUCUGUAGAGAUCCUGAAACCAAAGAGAAGAUCUUCAUAGUAACAGAAUCUGAGUUACGUGAUAAAGUAUUGUUUCCAGUUUCAACUAGAGGUUCUACUCAGUACACAUCUCCAGAGAUGCAGUUGUCAUUCAUUGGGCUUUUGAGAGGCAACAAGCCGAGUUUGAAGGCUAGCUCUGUACUGGAGAACAAUAUUGUGAAAAGGUGUAUUGGAGUGUGUGAGCUGAUGGACAACACCAUUGUAUGCGCUGAGACGAUGGAGAAACCGUACAAGGUUCACAUGUUCAACAUGGAGAACAAGCUCAGGAUGGAGGUUCAACCACAGUUUCCGUUUCUCAAGCCCUCCGCCUGCUUGUCUUUAAGUAAUGGUGGUUUUGCAAUUCUCGAUGAUUUGAGGGUGCAGGGUUUCUACAUGAACGGGGAAAUAUCUGGGUACUUUGAUUUAUCUCCAGAUUCGAGGUAUUACGGUUUGGGAGAAGAUAGAGUAGGUCGGAUAGUCAUCAUUCAAGAAACCCGAGAUAUUAUAGGUCGAGGGAUAUUUGAAACCUGUCUUGUCUGUGUCAACACUGGAACUGGAUUAAUAGAGAGAAGAAUACACCUGUACCUGGCUCGACAAGAUAUUGGUAACUCGAAGUGUAGAUUCCUCUCCAGUAGGAAUGGCAGGUUCUACGUAACUGAUUUAGGACUAAACAGGGUCUACAUCAUUGAGGAGAUAAGUGAGCGUAUGUAUUGUGUGGGUAAACCAGGACCUAGAGAUGAUUGUUUCAAUGAUCCUGCAGGAACUGCUGUCGAUGAUUUCGGGAACUUUAUUGUUGCUGACAGCAAGAACCACAAGCUAGCUCUGUAUACUAAUGAGCUGAAGUUUGUUUGUAAGCUGGAACUCUCUCCUCCAACUAAGCGUCCUAGUGGUAUCUGUUUAUCCAGUGAUGGACGUGCGCUGUUGGUGCUUAAUCUUUGGGGUUCAGUAACACUGGCCAGAUAUCAGCUCAGAUAGAAACAGUCUUGAUUAUGUUUCAGUUUGCUGUACGGUGUAUUGAAGCUACUUAGCUAGUCAACAACGUGAUGGCACUAUAUGUCCAAAUUACUUGGAUAUGUAAUUGUAAAACUGACAAUAAGAUGUGUUUUUUUGUUUGCAUUUUAAACUAGAUGCUAUAAUUGUAGAUCGUGUUUCGGAAUAUUUGUUAUCUCGGAAAUAUUCAAAACAUAUUUUCUUGGAUUGCAGAAUUUUGUAUCUAAAUUAGUAAAUUAGUCUCUGUUGAGUCCAUUUUUAGAGAUGUGCACAAUAUUUGCUUAUCGUGCUGUAAUGUACAAAAUUCUCGUCAUGUACGCAGAAAUAAGUUGAAAAAUGUUUUUUUUCAGAAA
Eurytemora carolleeae is the source of this 2175-nucleotide messenger RNA. RefSeq lists its product as uncharacterized. The transcript is spliced from 15 exons. Gene Ontology annotation, molecular function: protein binding. The record is from RefSeq and is a predicted model, not a curated record. The coding region runs from base 68 to 1807 and encodes 579 amino acids. NCBI's taxonomy places the organism in Eukaryota, Metazoa, Arthropoda, Copepoda, Calanoida, Temoridae.